This is a messenger RNA of Coregonus sp. 'balchen', 2864 nucleotides long. Lineage: Eukaryota; Metazoa; Chordata; Actinopteri; Salmoniformes; Salmonidae. The record is from the annotation of a GenBank genome assembly.
AUGGAGGGGCUGGUGUCCAGACAGUGUCCAGACAGCUCUACUAAAGGGGAGUCAGACACAGACACACAAAACAACACUACAGGGUGGUGAGAUAUAUAUAUUUUAUGCAGUUUUUAUUGCGAGAGCCCUAGUGAGUAAGAUUUAUAUUACAUGAUGUAAAUUAAACUUGAAACCUGAAUAUACACAGUAGAAGUUUAGAUUAAUUGUCUCCUAUUUUUACAUAUAAAACUAUUGACUUGACCGAUGGGUACUGUAUGUUAAUUCAAACAUCUCUCAUACCUGCUGUAUGUAUACUGUAUCUGUCUGCAGGUGUUGUGACUCUGUCUGUCUGCCAUGUGGAGAUGGGAAGGACAUCUUGGCUGUGUACAGAACACUGGGGCCUUACAUCCGGAAUGUCAGCCUGGCCGUGCUGACUGACACAGUGCAUGCUGGGAUGCCUUUCCUCCUGGAGGUUUAUGGGUACCUGGCGGCUCCUCCCACUCAGCCAACAGGUUAGUUAAACUUUUAUCCAUCCGCUAUUUACCUGGUUUUAUAGAAGUUACAGUGUAAAAUCGUAAUUACCUAUGAAUAACCUCAUAAUUGACUGAUUAGUUGAUGUGUUGUUUGUUGGUUGUGAUUGGACUGUUGUGUGGUUGUCAGGGAUACAAGGCCUGGGAGGAGAGAACCUAUCGUCUGUGGACGUUCAAUUCAGUGGGAGGAGCCACAAAGGUCAAAGUUCACACAGCGUCAUCGUCCAGGACGAUGGCUUCUUCACCUUCUCCUCUGAUUGGAUGCUGGAAAACCCUGGAACAUACCAAAUUAGUAUGUCAAAAACAAAUAAUGUUUUAUUUUUUAUUAAUGGGAAUAAGAAAUGUUAUAUCUCACAUUCUCCCCUCUCCCUGUAUCUCUCUCCUUCUCCCUGUCUCUCUCUCUCUCCCUCUCACUCUAGAGAUCUCAGUCUCCAACCUCCUCUCCCAGCUCUUCUCCUCCCUCCAUCUCUCCGUCUUGCGUCCCUCUCCAGAGGGGUUGGAGGUCAGCCUGGUCCAGGGGCGAGGGGGUACCCCCUCCUGCCUGCCCUACCCAGCCCAAGACACCCUAUCCCAGGCUCUGGAGAAGGCCUACCUGGGUGAUACCCUCACCCUCCAGGCAUAUGUAGGAGCUGGAAUCAGGGUGCAGUUCCACUGGAGAUUCAGUGAGGAUGAAAAGGAAGAGGAGGAUGAGGAAGAGGAAGGGAAGAGGAGGGAUGUAAAGAUAGACUGCCUUCCUGAUUCUGACUGUCUGAGCAGCACUGUGGUGAGAGCUUUAGACCACAUCUGACUUGGGCUUUUCUAGGGGUCAAAUCAAAACUUUUCAUUCACUGUUAUGAUAUCAUGACAGUUGGACACUAUUCCAUAUUUUCAGAACCAACUGUUUAAAACUGAGGGGAUUCACACUGUCAAGGUCAAUGCUUCCAAUAUCUAUGGCUGGACCGAGCAAACCAUCCAUAUUGUGAGUACUCUGCCACUAUGUUACUUUCAGUCAAGCACUACAUUAUAAACAGUCUGUUAACAUUUUACAGGUGGAUUGAGUAACACAUUCUGUUUGAUAGCUCUACCUGAUUUCUUCAUACUCCACUUGUAAUAGGGGUGCUCUUUCUCUGUGUACAGGCGGUGGUGAGGCGUGUUGUGCGUGAUUUGACCCUGGAAAGUCGGUCUGGGUACCAUCUGGCUGCUGGUCAGAACAUCUCUGUGGACCUGCAGCUCUACACCACACAGAGACAGAGCCUACUGCUCAACCUCACACUGACCUACCAGAGAAAACACAGCGUCAACCAAGACCAUGUCCACAACCUCAACCAAACCUUCAGUCAUGACGAUGCUGACCAUGAAAACAAUCAAAACCAUGACCAAACAGAAGAUCACAACAUCAAUCAAAACCAAACCUACAAUCAUGAACUUGACCACUUCUACAACUUCACCCUAGCGCUUGAACUCAACCACAACCAAAGCCAUGGUCAUGGCAAUGACGAUCACACCCUGUCCCUCCAAUUCACCCACACCCUCUCCCUGUCCUCCUACACCCAGCCCUCCAGUCCCCUGCACCUCCUCUCCUCCUACGGUCAGACCAGCUGCCACCUCCAGUUCCGCCUGCACUACCCCCUCCCUUCCACCGUGGGACAGUAUACCCUCUCAGCCACAGUCUUCUCCCUCUCUGACCCUGCUGUGCCGCUACUCUCCGCCUGUCUCCCUUUCCCCCUGGUGAUGUUCGACCGCAUACGCACCCUCUGGCCGGCUGGACCGUGGAGCGCUGUGGUUCAGUCACAGUCAGAACUCAACCUCACGGUCACCAGCCGGGCUGACCACAUGGGUUCUAAGAUGCUUUGGACAGUUGCUAGAGGCAACACCACUGUGUUCAACAGGAUCACGGAGGCCUGGACCAUGACCAUGACUUUCCCGAUCGCAGGGAGCUAUCUGGUCAUGGUCAAAGCCUUCAACCCAAUCAGCUGGGCUGGCUUCCACACACACUUCCUGGUCCAAGAUCCAGUCGGAGAUUUUUUGUUGAACAUUCCGAGCGUGGUCACGGUCGAUUGUCCAACUGCAGCGUUGUUCACCAUCACAACAGGGUCGAACAUGUCUGUGGUGGUGUUUGCAAACACAUCUGUGCUGUACCAGAACCACAGCUACACAGCAGGGGAGGAGGUGACCGUGGGUUUGUUGUUUGACCGUACUGGGACCGCUGAGGUUGAGGUCAGAGCUGAGAACCUGGUCUCCUCUGAGAACAGGACUGUGAACGUGUGUGUUCAGUUGGUCAGAAAGUGGUCACACACCGUCACCAUGGAUAUAACUCUACCACCGGUCACUGGGCCGAGCCUAGCCCUCAGCACCAAGGUCAAUGGUAAGGAAUAA